UCCGGAUGUUCCUCAGUAGCGAAUAACGAGCAGCAGUGUGUGAAUGUGGCAACCGAGGUAGACAGGGAGGGGUAGGUAGACUGUCCAGAGCUGGGGUCUUUUUUUGGGGUCUUUUUUUUCUUUAUUUUUCUUAACUUACAGAGCAUAUUGUUUACGGUUUAUGUUACGCCACGGCUGUAAACUUGUUCGUAGAGCAGAAAAACCGGGCCGCCGCUGCUUUUCUUUGGGACUAACGGCUGUCGCUGUGAAAACAGCCCAGAAGAAAGAAGGAAAGGGAGAAACAACAUGGGGCGAUAAUAAAAAAAAAAAGAAGGUGUAGUGUUAUGAACCGACGAUGACUCCCUGGGGGGAUCCGUGAAGCUUAUUUAUUUUUAUUUAUUCCUCCUCUUCCUUUUCCCCUGUUUCUUUUUUUGUUUUAUUUUUACGUUUUCUCCUCCCUUGCUACUUUGGAGGGGGGAUUGUGUGUGUGGGGUUUUUUUGUUUUUGUUUUUGUUUUUGUUUUUUUAAAGAAAAGGCAACGGGAUACAUUACAAGAGGACUGAAGGAUGGACCAAGCCGGCAUCCUGAGAAAGUUUAUCCACGGGGUGAAGGCCAUGAGCGAGGGGGACGAGGAGAGGGGAGAGGACAACUUCGGCAACGACUUUAUGCGGUUACGGCGGUUAUCUACCAAAUACCGGACGGAGAAGAUCUACCCCACCAACGUAGGAGAGAGGGAGGAGAAUGUCAAGAAGAACAGAUAUAAAGAUAUACUGCCAUUUGAUCACAGUAGGGUGAAGCUGACGUUAAAAACAACCAAUCAGGACACAGAUUACAUCAAUGCCAACUUCAUCAAGGGUAUGGAUGGCCCAGAGGCCUAUAUUGCAACUCAGGGCCCACUGCCAAACACUGUCAUCGACUUCUGGAGGAUGAACUGGGAGUACAACGUAGCUGUUAUUGUAAUGGCUUGUCGAGAGUUUGAGAUGGGAAGGAAAAAGUGUGAGAGAUAUUUCCCGCAGCAGGGGGAGGAGCCCAUGAGUUUUGGUCCUUUCAGAAUCUCCUGUGAAUCAGAGCAGGCCAGAACAGACUACUUUAUCAGGACUUUGAUGGUGGAGUAUGAAAACGAAACCCGGAGGAUAACACAGUUCCAUUAUAUGAACUGGCCGGACCAUGACGUCCCCUCAUCGUUUGACUCCAUACUGGACAUGAUUGGACUAAUGAGAGAGUACCAAGAGAAUGAUGAUGUCCCUAUAUGUGUGCACUGCAGUGCAGGCUGUGGGAGGACGGGUGCAAUCUGUGCUAUCGACUACACGUGGAACCUCCUCAAAGCUGGGAAAAUACCAGAAGAUUUUAAUGUUUUUCGGUUAAUCCAAGAAAUGAGGACUCAGCGACACUCGGCCGUUCAAACCAAGGAGCAGUACGAGUUAGUUCAUAGAGCGAUUGCUCAGCUCUUUCAGAAACAACUGCAGCUACUGGAGAGCCCCACCAACACGCAGAUACACGAUGGCAUGGAGGAGAGCAGUCCAGACAAAGCCAGCCACCAGUCAGAUGAUGAGAGAUGGGACACGCCGCCUCCCAAACCUCCCCGCAUCCGCAGUUCCCAGGCAGAAGGUGACGUUAAGGAGGAGAUUCUCCAGCCCCCGGAGCCUCACCCCGUUCCCCCCAUCCUGACCCCGUCUCCCCCCUCGGCCUUCCCCACCGUCACCAACGUACGUCAGGACAACGACCGCUACCACCCCAAACCUCUCAUACACGUCCUGGCUACCACACAGCACAAUGUGACACAGAAUAAAGACGUGGACCAGCAGCAGAACCAGUCAGAACCCAGUUCAAACAAACAGACCAGUCCCUCAGAGCAGAAAGACCAAGAUCUACAAAGUCAAAAACAGCAGACCCAGGUCUCGAAUCUGGAUCUCAAUGACAACUACAACAACAAAUUGUCUUCAGCGUCAACAAAAUCAGAAUCGGGCCAAAGUCAGACUCAGACUCCCCCCUCGCCCCUCUCCCCAGUCGUUGAAUGUUCUGGGGCUCCUCGGAUCGAGAGGAAGCUCAGCAUUGAGAUUAAAAAGGUGCCGUUGCAGGAAGGACCUCGUAGCUUUGACACUUCCUCCUCGAUGGGAGUAGCGGGCGGGCUCGGCGGUGGUUCGACCAACAGCGUGAGUAUGCUACAAAGAGGCCACGCCUUCAAAGCCCGCUCUGGCCAAUCCCUGCUGACGUCUAGCUCCUCGCUGUCGGAGGACUCGGGCACGGAGGGUGGAGCGGGCGGGGAGAGUCACAAGGACGGAGGCGUCCUGGCCAGACCGAACCACCUCCCCGUGAAGAGCGGGGAGAAGGGGGAGGCGCAGGGAGGGGAGAGAGCAGAGGCGAAGGCCGGCCACGCGGCGUGGGCUCAACCCUGCAACAGCCCCGAAAAACAGCUCCCAAAGACCUCCUCCUCUUCCUCCUCCUCAGACCGUGUCGCCCCAUCCUCCUCCUCCUCCUCCCACCUCUCCUCCUCCUCCUCCUCCUCCUCCUCCACUCCUGUUAGGACUGCCCUGAGUUUCACCAACCCCCUGCACUCCGAUAACUCGGACGAGGAGGGGGACAGAGAGAUGUCCGGAGGAAAGGAGGGCUGUCGCGCUAAUGUAUCCAUGGCGACGGCUGUGGUAACUGCAUCCCCUCACCAUGGAGACCAGCUGCCAGCCAGGAGGGUGUUGCCAAUGUCGAUCGCAGGGCAAAGCUCUCCCUCACCCACUGCAACCACAGCAAACUGCUGGGACAGCGAUGACUCCCCUCCCCCCCUCCCCGCGAGAACCCCUGAGUCCUUCAUACUGGCCACAGACCCUCUGGAGGUGAGAACGUCGGCCUCUGCCGAAUGGACCGGUUUGCACAAAGAUGUGUCAGACUGCGUUAAGAAGACGUCUCCAGCUGACCCUGCAUCUGCUGGCACCACAGCAACAGACAGCAAGGCAGACUUGGGUGGGGUUCGGUAACCGCUGCAUCCAGCCCAAAGGCCCUCGAGAACCCCCCCUGGAGUGGACAUGACGGACGAUGAUCCAUCCGCCAAACGGUGCCCUCGCCUGUCAGGAGACGGACUCUGCCGAUCUCACCUGGCUGGUCCAAAAAAAAAAAAAAAAAAAACCCAAGUUGAUAGAUGCUACACAGACAGACAGCACAUUGUUACAUAGAAGCACCUUCUGUUUAACUCUGUGCCAGCAGCUUGUCAAGACUGAGCUCCUCCUCCUCCUCCUACCCUCCUCCUCCUCAGUCCCUCCCUCAAAGUGCCACUGUGCAAAGCAGAAGAACACUUACUGGUCAAGUGGCUUGUCCAUUUUAGAACAAAGCCCACAUUUUCCUGUUCAGCUUGCUGAUGUUAGAGGUUUUGACUUCUCUAGACGCUGACCUGGGAUCAGUCUGGUUAUUUCCCUGUUAACAGUUAAAGGAUAAUUCCUGUUUUUGUCCCUGUUUUGUUUGGUGACUUGAGAGUAGAUUAAGAACUGGUCUUGUUUUUUCUCUCUGAGCUGUAGACACAUCAUGAAGAUUUGUCCAUUCUUAGGCUAAAUGAAGAGGAAUGUAGGUGUAAACUUUUACGUGUUAAAUAAAAAGUGUUCUUCUUAAAGUUAAAAGGAAGAAUACUUUGUUUCAUACCAAAUGAGAAAAGUAACUUUUGCUUUGUCCUAAAUCAGGAAUUAUCUUUAAUCAGAAAAGCUACUGUGGGAAGCUGAUUCCUGAGGUUUAACUGAACUCCCAGAAGGUGUCUGCUUCCUCCUACUGAAUGAACAACAAUCUUCAAAGCGAACCUAGAUAAUCUGUUACCCAUGAUGCAACCUUUUCUGUUGGGUAUGUACAGGUUGCCAGGGUGCUCUCUCUCUCUCUCUCUCUCUCUCUCUCUCCCUCUCUCCCUCUCUCCCUCCCUCUUUCUGUGUGCUGGUGCUACAUUACAAAGGGUCAGCGUAGAAACAAGAAAGACUAGAGCUGACCAACGUUCACCUGUCUCUGACCUCUGUCCCGUAGGAUCUGUUACUGUGUCAGCUCUAGUACUUCAUAUUUCUAUGCUGACCUCCCUGUUUGCCAGAGUAAUAAGGCUGACAGGGUUUGGUCAUCGCAGUUGUGGCUGUUUUUGCCUGAUAACUUGAUACGACUCGUGUUUGUUUGGUAAAUAUUGAGCUGGGACCAGAAGCUGGUUAGCUUAGCUUAGCAUUGGUUCUGUGGCAUUGGACAUUGAUAAUCAUGUUGACAUCUUCUUGUGGAAUGAGAAUACAAAGCUCAAAGCAGAGAAGAAUGAAAACUAAGGAGUUGAGGAAAAGGUCAAACCGUAUGCUGAUGAUACCCUAUUAUCAGUUGUAAUUGGAUUUAAAUGAUUGAUUAAAGGAUUUAAGCAAAACCACAGUAACGGAUCAUUGGAAGUGGUUCCCAGUCUCUUUUGGCUUGUGAUCCUUCAAAACCCUUCUCAAUUUAAAUAGUUUUUAGAGGCCCAAAGAGGUAAAACUAUCCAGUAUAUCACAAUAAAAAGAGAAGGUGGAAAUCUUACCAUCUUAACCUCCAGUGAUCCUUUUAGGGAAGAGCUAGCUUGAGAAACUGUGUACCCAGAAAAGCUGACAGCCCUGUUUCUGGCCACGGCAGUGUUAAAUAACCUUAAAACACAUCAGUGAUGGCCAAACUCGUCGUCAGCCCUGUGACUCUGGCUCUCACUGCUGGGACCAUGAGCCUGCCUUAGUCUGCCUCUCAGAGAAGACAGCCAAUGACAGUCCUCCUUAAUUUGGCUUUUCUCUUCAGUUCAUUUCUCUCUUCGUGUUUUUGGCUUGUCUUGGUUUUUACUUGGGACUCAUAUUUUCAUUUUCUUCCUGUUUUUUUGUCGGCGAGGCCCUCAGAUGAACAACCAACGCAGCUAUUUUUUUCCCAGUAGCAGCCAGUUUACUCACGAUAAACCUCAGUGUUUGGAAGUAUGAAUGUCGCACAUCAGCUGAAACUCUUAGGGAUCUCGACAGAUUGAUAACGUGUUUGGUUUCUCACCUGACGGCCAAAUCAAAUCGUACUUCACCUGCUUCUGUAUGUGCAAGACAAUGAUCCAAUAAGACUACAGCAGCUAGGGACCCAGGACUACUGUUUUCUCCUGAUUUGUAUUGUUCUCUGCUAACUCCUCCUUCAUUAGCUACCAUAACUAUACAGUAUAUGCAUUUUUUUAUAAAGAUAAAGAACUGUACAGUGCAGUUUAGGUAUAUAAUAUUUCAGAUUUUGUUUUGCUAUCUCUUAUUAACAGAAGAUGUAAGAAAGUCAGUGCAUGAUGAUGAUGAUGAUGAUGAUGAUUAUGAUUAUGAUUCCUCCCCCUACACAAUGUUUCCCUUCAAACUGUAAAUUAUUCUGCUGCCCUUUUGUUUUUGCUUCUGGCAAAUAUUUCAGGGUUGUUUUAUCGUUUACUUUUAUGUUCGAAUUAUAUGCUUAAAAAGAUUUUUGUUUUAAUUGGUUGGCAGAGGAAAAGCGUAGACUGCCUGCUGCCCCUCCCCCCUUCAGAUAGCUACAAUGGGCUCCUAAUAAGAUUGUAAUAAUAAUAUUAAUGAUGAUGAUAAUAAUAAUAAUAAUGGUCGUUUUUUGUAAAUGGUAUUUUAAAGUUAUUUUUGUAUACGCGGUUGUUUGUUGCGUCACAAGUCCACUGCUCCCCACCCAAAACCCCCACUUACUUCUCCCCUCUUUUCUCAUCUACUCUCUCCGCCUCUCCUGUCUUUUUUACUUUUCACACUUUUCGAUUUAUCUUUCCCGUCUCCCAGCUUGCUCUUUUUAAACUAAAACAUGCAACAGAGAUGGAUCUCCCGCUCUGGACACAGAGCGUCUCAUUAUUUUCCCCCCUUCUCUCGUUUCUCACUUCCCCCCUGCUGUUUCCUCUCUUUCAUCUCCCUCCACUUCCUCCCUCACUUAUGCCUUUCAAAUUUUUGAAAGCCUUUCAGAUUUUUGAAAGGCACAAGUCAUUUUCAACACGACCGUUCACUUUUGUGAUGCGUCUCUUAACUUGUCGUUGGUUCAAAGUGACAAAAAAAUGCCCUUAAACGGACUAAUAGACAUGUUGAGAAGAGGCAUUCCUAUUAAACUUUAUUCAUCAUCUGCUUUGCCCCCUCCAGUUUCUUUUCUGUUUAACCACCCCACAACCCUCACCCCAGUCACCCGCACACUAGCCUCAAUUCUCAGAAAAGAGCCCACCUGUGCCUUUAAGAGAGAGCCCGCCCUCCCCUCCCAUCGUCCCGUCUCCUCCAAUCGUCAUUAGCGGCGUGAGCGUUGAGUGAUGUGAUUCGCUGCUGCUUGCUCAUUGCCUCCUGUGGGACUCUCAUUCAGCCACGCCCUCGUCCCCCUUACUCAUGACACACACACAUACACACAUAAAAACACACAAACACACACGUACACCCAAUAUGUUUGUAUGUUGCAGAAAUCAAUCAGUAAAAAUGAACGUUAAGUAAA
Molecule: messenger RNA, 6405 nt
Organism: Lates calcarifer (barramundi perch)
Lineage: Eukaryota; Metazoa; Chordata; Actinopteri; Centropomidae
Gene: ptpn12
Product: protein tyrosine phosphatase non-receptor type 12
Exons: 18
Coding region: 546-2948 (800 amino acids)
Biological process (GO): peptidyl-tyrosine dephosphorylation
Cellular component (GO): nucleus; cytoplasm
Molecular function (GO): non-membrane spanning protein tyrosine phosphatase activity
Source: RefSeq, a predicted model, not a curated record